Molecule: messenger RNA, 474 nt
Organism: Wickerhamiella sorbophila
Lineage: Eukaryota; Fungi; Ascomycota; Dipodascomycetes; Dipodascales; Trichomonascaceae
Exons: 1
Coding region: 1-474 (157 amino acids)
Biological process (GO): GPI anchor biosynthetic process
Cellular component (GO): glycosylphosphatidylinositol-N-acetylglucosaminyltransferase (GPI-GnT) complex
Source: RefSeq, a predicted model, not a curated record
AUGUACUCGACCAUACAGCAUGGUCUGGCGAGGUAUGCAGUGGACGGGCCGACUAAUUUGCUGAUUGUAAUGGCACAGGGCGCACUGGUUUGCAUAUCUGCCACUAUAUUGGUCGGGUCUAGCUGGGGAUGGGGCACCGUCGGCGCCGGGGCCUGUUUGGGCGCUACAGCGCUGUUGCGGCCCGUGAAACAAGAAAGCAUAAUGGCAAUCAAAGGCAUGGGACUACAGAUCAACAGUGCGGGCCAUGUCAAGGGCCUGAGCGACUCUUGUGUAUUUAUUCCUUACCAUGACAUUUUGGAUAUUUUGAUUAACGAGGUAUUUAUCGGACUACAGGUACUACCGGUGAUACAGAUUGUUCGCGAAGACUGCCUGGUGCUCGAGCUUGCGUUCAGGUCCCUAACACCUCCGCUCCGCGAUCUGGAGGUCGCCUGGAAGGGCCUGAGGCUCGCUCUUAUCGACGACUCGGUUAUAUAA